AUGAAUGCAUCUGCUCGUGUAGCGGGGAGCGCUGCCAUCUUUCUUCGACCACUGCGCUUUAUGUUUGAUGUCGAGACAGACGUAGAAAUCGUCAUAGAAGAGGAAUCGACAAUGAAUUUGCCGUUCGAUGCCGUGCAUGUGCAUCUGCGAGCAGCCAUUCGACCUCCGCUAAUGGAGCGCGACGAACUGCUUAAUGGAUUCCUGCGAGCGGAGACCCUCAUUCACACUACAUGUCCGUCAAAUGGCUCAAGAAGCGUCGACAAAUACAACGUGGAUAUGGAGGACUCUAAAGGUGAAUGCCUUGCAGAUGAAUCCGACGAAGGAGAGAGAACCCUGAGUUCCUUGCGAGGUACAUAUAUUUGGCUACUGAUUCGAAUCCAGCCUUUAGACAGAAACACACCGAAGUUCAUUUUGAACAACACCGAGACACUUCGAGUACAGUACCAGAUUUCUACUUCAAGCGAGAGUUUCUGCCUCCCUGUUGAUCAUACUAACGUUGUCAAACUUUUAGUAACAGAUGAACUAAUCGACCAAGUGGAUACAAAAAUGCUGCAGUUUACUUUCCUUUCAGUGUCCCUAAGUGCACCUGAGUCACCCCCAACAAAAAACGCUGAAGCAAAGGUUAUUGCUCCAACGACUACAAGUAUUAACUAUAGUGAUGCGGCGCUAGCUGCCAGUGAAGCUGCAGUAGCUGAGGAAAUUCAUCGGAGGCAACGGGUUGAAGCCGAACUGGAUGAAGCGAAAUCCGCAGCUCAAGCAAAAGAUCGAGAACGUCUGGACGCUCAACUCCAAGCAAAGCAGGAUGCACAGCGAGCUCAAGAACUUGAAUUGGCGCGAAACGAACAGGUGUACGCACGAUCGUUGUUGGAGCAGCAGUUAGCGAUCCGAGAACAGCAAAACCAGGAGCUGAUACAAGCCCGCAAACAGUUGGAGGACCAGCUCCAAGCUACGAACGAGAGUGCCCAGCGUUUUCAGAUCAAUAUCAACUCCACUGACCAAGCUCUCGAGAUGCUGAAACAGCGCGCUAUCAGCGAUGCCAAAGAGCGCGAAGAGCUUCAGAGACGACUACGCUCUCUCGAAGAGGAGAAGCUAGCCUUGCAGAAUAAAAGUCGUGCGUGCACGAUUCAGUAAUCCUGGUUUGUUGAGACCAUCUUCUAUAUUGCAAGGGUUCUCGUGCCGUGGGAGCAAGCCCCGAGUUUUUUUUUCUACGAAGUUCUUAUUUAUUUUUCUUAUUUGGACAAAUCUGAAAAGUAGCGUCCGUUGUGUU
Messenger RNA from Phytophthora nicotianae INRA-310, 1267 nucleotides. RefSeq lists its product as hypothetical. Lineage: Eukaryota; Oomycota; Peronosporomycetes; Peronosporales; Peronosporaceae. The record is from RefSeq and is a predicted model, not a curated record. The transcript is spliced from 3 exons. Bases 1 to 1131 code for a protein of 376 amino acids.